Sipha flava (yellow sugarcane aphid) is the source of this 408-nucleotide messenger RNA. RefSeq names its product protein FAM200A-like. The transcript is spliced from 2 exons. Bases 1 to 408 code for a protein of 135 amino acids. The record is from RefSeq and is a predicted model, not a curated record. Lineage: Eukaryota; Metazoa; Arthropoda; Insecta; Hemiptera; Aphididae.
AUGUGGUGCACAAUUAAUGUCCAGAAAGUAGCUAGUGAAUCUCAAAAACCUAAGUGGCACUCUUUCAACCUAGCAAGCAUUGUCGACAAUAUGGAGAUCCUGUACUACGAAUUGACCACAAAUGAAGAAAUCAAAUUCAAAUUUAAGAAUAGCUAUCAAGAAUUUUGGCUGCAAAAGCCAAUCAUGGAACUGUACCCUAGUUUAUGGUCGAUUGUUCAACGAUUUCUGAUAGCAUUCCCAUCAUCGUAUUUGUAUGAACGUGGAUUAAGUGCUGUAGCAACACUGUUAACAAAAAAGAGAAAUCAGUUGCUUGUUACUGAACGCGGUGAUUUACGGCUGUUUUUGAGUAAAUUUGAGCCAGAUAUUAACAAACUCGUUAAUGCGCAUCAAGUUCAUCCAUCACAUUAA